CAUCCGGAGUGAGUCGAACUGUAAUGUUUGCAAGACUCUAAAUCGUUUCCACGUUGAUGAGCGAGUAAUCACACGCACUUGCACUCGCUCUCGAACUCGUACAUUUUGUCAUUGAGCGAUUGAACGUCGUUGAAAUUGAGAAUUUUUUUGCCAAAAUCUGAAUCAGCGCCAUCUUCGUACUUCCCAAUUCAUCUCACUAAAAGUAAUGAUUUUUUUAUACCAUAAUUAGCAAUUCUCUCUCCCUUCAAAAAUAUCAUUUUUUAUUAAAUAAAAUGCCAGCUAUAAAAGUACUUCUCCGGCAAUCCAUCGCUUCCGCCGCCGUCAACCCGCCGUCAAUCCUCUUUCCUUCCGCAGCGGCUAAUCGUACCCCAAUCCUAAAUCGUAGGAAGGUAUACUGUUUAGGAGGAAGGAGCACAUUAGCAAAAAGGGGCCCAUGUUUACGAAUCGCGGGGGCGCACGUUAAGGGGCCAACAACAGCAACAAUAAAGCUAAACAACAUCAACAUUUAUAGGAAAAGGGUAUUUAUGCUUUCGUCCUCUUCUACUUCUUCUCAAUUUCCCUCAUCUUCUGAGAGAGAAACUGGGAGAGAAGGGGAUAAAUUAGAUAGGGUUCCUUCUUCUUCUUCGUCUUCUUCGAUUAAUUUCGUGCCUGAGAUGGGUCAUGGGAGUGAUAAGAACAAACAAAAUAAUGGAGAUUGGGUUCCUAACGGCGCCGUUUCACCUUCCAAGAAAGAUCAAAAACAAGACCAUUCUUCUAAAUUACUUACAUUGCCUACUGUUUUAACCCUUGCCCGUGUUGCCGCCGUUCCUGUUUUUAUUGGCACAUUUUACGCAAAUAGUUGGUGGGGAGCAACUGCCACAACUAGUAUAUUUGUUGCUGCAGCAAUCACAGAUUGGCUCGAUGGCUACCUUGCUAGAAAGAUGUGUCAAGGUUCUGCAUUUGGUGCCUUUUUAGAUCCUGUAGCUGACAAGCUUAUGGUUGCUGCAACGUUGGUCUUAUUGUGUAGCAAGCCUCCAGAAAUUGCGAUGUUUGAACAUUUUCCAUGGCUACUUCCAGUACCAGCCAUUGCUAUCAUUGGGAGAGAGAUAACUAUGUCGGCAGUAAGGGAAUGGGCUGCCUCUCAAGAUGCUAAGCUUUUGCAGGCUGUUGCUGUAAAUAAUUUAGGCAAAUGGAAAACUGCAACACAGAUGGUUGCGCUUACUAUUAUCUUGGCUACCAGAGACAGCAGUGUUACUAGCCAAGGGGUUCUACCAAUUUCUGGUGUUGUUCUGCUCUAUGUUUCAUCUGGACUCGCAGUAUGGUCACUGGUUGUGUAUAUGAGGAAAAUAUGGAAGGUGUUAUUGAGAUAAUAAUAGUUUUGUUCAGAGCUUGAAACAGUUGGUGCCUCUAGUGAAUUCUACAGAAUUAUAUUUGCCAAUCUAAAUUGAUCGGUUUGUUGGUGACAUUUGGAUGAUGGAUCCACAUCUUCCUGGCACUGAGUACGGAAAAGAUAGUGUCCCUUGUAAACAUGGUGAUCUGCUGAAUUCUAUUCAGCCGAGUGUUUGAUAUUGCUUUAUACGGGAAUUCUUGUUCAUUUGUGAAGUUCAUUGGAGGAUUCUUCAUCAACUUAUUUUGGGAUUAACACAGGUAUAAUCUCAUGGAAAUCCUGGCCCCAACAAACUGGAUUGAAAGGAAGCAAGAUUUUAAUUGGUCUUGUUUUAUUGUGGUUCUGUUUUAUUUUACGACAGGACUUUAUUCGUUGAACUCUAUAGCCUUGUAAGCUUGUGCUAUUUUAUUUCCGAUUUCGAUACUAGAUGUUAUCUUGUGCUAUUUUAGCUUCUAUCCAUAUUGAAGUUUUACUUAUACUUUUGAAGAGUGUUCUAAGCAUUGUUGUAAGCUCGUAUUACAAGGUGAUAGAAACAAAUGUAAUUUGUACGCUUUAACUGAAAUCAGGCCUAAAUGGUUCCUCCAAA
Molecule: messenger RNA, 1952 nt
Organism: Amaranthus tricolor (Joseph's coat)
Lineage: Eukaryota; Viridiplantae; Streptophyta; Magnoliopsida; Caryophyllales; Amaranthaceae
Product: CDP-diacylglycerol--glycerol-3-phosphate 3-phosphatidyltransferase 2
Exons: 7
Coding region: 273-1349 (358 amino acids)
Biological process (GO): glycerophospholipid biosynthetic process
Cellular component (GO): membrane; chloroplast envelope
Molecular function (GO): CDP-diacylglycerol-glycerol-3-phosphate 3-phosphatidyltransferase activity
Source: RefSeq, a predicted model, not a curated record